AUGUCUGAUCCCUACCAGCACUUCCUCUCUUCCAUGUCCGCGGCGGGGCCGCAACAAGUCGUCAAAUCCCAGGAAAUGCGGCCACUAACUCCCCAGGGAGCCUACACACCUGCUGAAGGACCUUUGCUGGACGAGUUGAACCCCCAGCCUUCUGUCUACUUCCAAGAUGCCAAGCCCGGCGACUCGAAAACAACAGCAAGCCGGAAAAAGCCAAGUCUGACCAACCCUGCCGUGGACGCUGUCAAACACCGGCGCACUCGUUCUGGUUGUUUCACGUGCAGAGGUCGGCGUGUCAAGAAGGAAUCAACUGUCAAGUGGGAAAAAACCAGCUCCUUGUCAUCUGGCGGAGACUAUGAAGAACAGCAGGAUGAGCAACCUACGCAGGGAUUAUACGGUUCCUCCGAAUCGAGAUCUGAUGCAAACGGAGGAAGCGCACCCAACGGUCGAGCCUCGACCUGUACAGUCACGCCAAGCAACCAAAUUUCCACUCCCGGCAUUGGGCCCCAGGCAUUAUCGCAAGAUGACAAUCGCUCUUCACCCUCAAGCUCGACAGGGACCUCAACUAUAUUCGCCACGGUCCCGUAUGACCCACUGGAGUUUCCAACAGCAGCCGAUGGAAAACCAGACUUCAGUCAUCUCCCACCAGACUACCAAAGGCACCUGGCUUGGUACGAUGAGAAUGUGACAUAUCACCAUUACGGUCUACCCCAUGAUCUAGAAGGCUUCUUCUCCAUCAUCCUUCCUAGGAUGGCGCUGCAAAACGAAGCACUCCUCAACGCCGUGGUUGGAUUCUCCGCAUAUCAAACGACAGUGCAAAAUCCAAAUGGGAAGCUCCAAGACUUCUUGACCUACUAUAACAAGGCAGUUCAGAUCCUCCUCGAGAUUCUGAGGAAAAGGGAGAAGCAUGGGGUCACUACCCUGGUGGCAAUUCUUCAGAUCGCCCAAAUCGAGGAGUAUCUAGGCGAUUGGGUAAAUAUCAUGGGCCAUCAAAGAGCGGCUCAUGAGAUGUUUACGAGUUUAUUUACCCCGGAGAACUCCAUGGAGACACCGGUUGGGCGGAUGUGUCUCAGCUGGUACGCUCGGUUCGAUGCCUACAUUUGCUUCAGGGCCUCGUUCCCCAGCGGCCUAUGCGCCGAGUACUUUGAGGCCAUGGGGGCCUAUUAUCGGAAGCAAUUAAAGCUGUGGCCGGGUGAUCUUGGUCUGCUGAUAGCGGACAGAAAUGCAAGUUUGCGCUGGAUUUCGAGAUCGCAGACAGUUCUCUACGCUCGGCGAAAUCGUGGCCAGAUCUCGCAGGAAGACUUCAUCAAGGAACAUGAGCGGCACACGCAACUUCUCCAACAUAGCCGGGAUAAUUGGGACUCACGCCUCAGCGAUCCGGCGUAUCUCGUGACGGAUUUCGAGGGCAGGCAACCCGACCCCGACGAUAUUGGAAACCCCUACGAACCAGGCAUUGUAUUCAAGCCGCCUUUGUUCACCACGACCUUGGCAGUCUCCGAGUGGCACGCAGUUAUGAUAAUGCAUCUGGUCUACAUGCUGCCGAUAAGACCACGGGAAACACUUGCGCAGAUAUCGGGACAUGCCCAGGUUGUGUGCCGGUACUUUAGCGCGAUGAAACGCUGGCCACAUUGCCCAAAGGGAUACCUGCUACAGCAGCAUGCAGUCAUGCAGGCGGCAGCUCCUUUCUUACCCAAAGAUGAGAAGCACUCAAUGUGGAUUCGCAGGCAGUCGGCAUUCUGCGAGAGCAAGGGAUUCAUACGGCCUUAUACACAGCGUGUAAAGAUGGCCGGAUUCCUCCGGGACCCGUCUUGCGUCAAGUGGUGGCUCCCGAACGAGGAAGGAUUCACGCCGAUUCUCCGACGUCUCCGCGAAUUUUCCGAAGAGCGCAAUGCCAUCGCGCUGACGGCCCAGCAGGAGAGCGUCAAAGAAGUCCCCCACUUCUCUGAUGAAGUGGCCAAGCUGUCACUUGAGGACUAG
This is a messenger RNA of Geosmithia morbida, 1974 nucleotides long. RefSeq names its product C6 finger domain protein. The record is from RefSeq and is a predicted model, not a curated record. The transcript is spliced from 4 exons. Lineage: Eukaryota; Fungi; Ascomycota; Sordariomycetes; Hypocreales; Bionectriaceae. Gene Ontology annotation, molecular function: transcription cis-regulatory region binding; DNA-binding transcription factor activity. Gene Ontology annotation, cellular component: nucleus. The coding region runs from base 1 to 1974 and encodes 657 amino acids. Gene Ontology annotation, biological process: positive regulation of transcription by RNA polymerase II.